This is a messenger RNA of Ceratitis capitata (Mediterranean fruit fly), 1941 nucleotides long. RefSeq names its product gamma-butyrobetaine dioxygenase. Bases 73 to 1356 code for a protein of 427 amino acids. Gene Ontology annotation, cellular component: mitochondrion. The transcript has 5 exons. The record is from RefSeq and is a predicted model, not a curated record. Gene Ontology annotation, molecular function: oxidoreductase activity. Gene Ontology annotation, biological process: carnitine biosynthetic process. NCBI's taxonomy places the organism in Eukaryota, Metazoa, Arthropoda, Insecta, Diptera, Tephritidae.
ACUUCAAUGUCUGUUUCAGUCUCGUUGUGAUCGUGGCAUGGUGCGCUUCGUUGAAGUAGAAUAAAUCUCAAUAUGAUCGCACCCGCUUUAUAUAGCUUAACACGCGCGGCGCGUAACACUGUCGUACAAAUACAAAAAGCAGUGCGCCGUCAUUUAACCGCUUCGGUUGAGGAUGGAAAAUAUGUUUUAGUGCCACGCGAUGGAGCGAGUAAAUCGCCGCCGGUUAAGACAACUAUGAAAUUUCCCAGUGUUUGGCUGCGUGACAAUUGUUAUUGUGAAAAAUGUUUCCAUCAAAGUUCGAAGUCGCGUCGCAUUGAUUGGGAUUACUUCGAUACGGAGGUGCUAGCGCUCGAUGUGCAGUUUGACACAGUCACCGAGCAAGUUGUGAUCAAGUGGAGUGAUCAGCACACGUCUACAUACGAUCUCAAGUGGCUGAGUGAACGUGAAUUCAGUGAUGAGCGUAGACAAAAAUAUUUGAAUAGUUUUUAUCGGCCGAAGCCCAAACACUGGGCUGGGCAGCAGCUGAAAGAGAUAAUGGAAACUUUCCAAUAUCAAGAUGUAAUGCGGAGCGAUGAUGCUCUCCGACGCUGGCUCGAGACACUGGCCGUCCGCGGUGUUGCCAUUAUCGAAGAUGCCCCCCUCGAACAAACAGUGGUGAGACAACUAGCCGACCGCGUGGGUUUCAUACGACGCACAACCUACGGCGAGGAGUUCAUUGUACAAGCGAAGCCAGGCGCUAAGAAUUACGCCUACCUCUCCGAUCCGCUACCGCUACACACCGACCUGCCCUACUAUGAAUACAAGCCAAGCGUAAAUAUCCUACACUGUUUGGUGCAAUCACAGUCGGAAGGUGGCAGUAAUCUCUUGGUUGACGGCUUCCACAUAGCCGAUCGCUUACAGGCCGAGCACCCAGCGGAUUAUCGCAUAUUAACAGAGACGCUGGUCGAUUGGAAUGAUAUUGGCAGUGAGGAUGGGCGGAGUUUUCACAAUAUCUGGCGAGCGCCGGUUAUAUGUUUAGACAGUGACGGAAAUUACACGCGUAUAAAUCACAGCAUUCCCCAACGCGACAGCCAUUUCUCCGUUCCACUAUCCACCGUCCUGCCCUGGUAUCGAGCCUACGCCAAGUUUGUGCGUUUGGCGCGCUGCGACGCUUUUGCAUUUAAAACGAAACCCGGCGACGUUUUGACUUUCAAUAAUAUUCGCCUGCUGCACGGUCGCACCGGGUACGAUGACUCCGAACAGAAUGUGCGGUAUAUUGUGGGCGCCUACCUCGACUGGGACAUCAUCUAUUCGAAGCUGAGAGUGUUGAAGAGCGCACAGCCGGGCAGCGGUGGUGGUUGCGACGCGGCAGAGUAAUACGAGUGUAUGCCACUCAACGCCACUGGAGGCCUAUGUUGCACCAGCUGGUUGCACAACCACAACAUCGACGACCGACGACAGCAACAAUUGGCACACUGGCGUUUGGGGAUAGGAUGUGGCAAGUUGCGGGCAACAACCGGCGCAGCAGCAGGCAGCAACAUUACAGCUGCAGCAACAGGAAGAGCAACCAACAACACAGCUUCCGUUUCGUUGCUCAGCGACAUUUUGUGGUGCAAUGUUUUCUAUUAUAAAUUCUUCUCCUGUUUUAUUUUCUUCCGCCGCCAACAUAGGCUUCAUUAUUUUUCGACUCCUCUUUGGCCUUACAUUCGUGGUUUUUUAUUUGCUCUUGCUUCGUUAUUGUGUUUGCAUGUCUUUUAGAUUUUUUAUUGAUUUUUAAUAAAGUGGCGCUCGACUCAGCGGGCGUCCGGAUAUUGUGGUGUCAUUAAAGGGGAUAAUUCGCUCGCUUUCACACUUGAUUCAUUGAAUAAUGCGAAGCAUUUAAGGGAUUUGAAGAUGAGUGAAUGCAUAUUAAAUAAUAUUCCUUGUAAUUAGAUCACUUUAAUUGUGUAUGUAAUAAUUUUA